Lynx canadensis (Canada lynx) is the source of this 1545-nucleotide messenger RNA. RefSeq names its product 5'-nucleotidase domain containing 4 (gene NT5DC4). Gene Ontology annotation, molecular function: 5'-nucleotidase activity. Lineage: Eukaryota; Metazoa; Chordata; Mammalia; Carnivora; Felidae. The transcript has 16 exons. The record is from RefSeq and is a predicted model, not a curated record.
AUGUCCUACCUGAUGCAACAGGAGAUAGCGGCCAGGCUUGCAGAGGAUUUACGAGCCCAACAAAAACAUCUGGCUGCUGACCCCUCCCUUCCUGCCUCCACUGCUUUCUACCUGGAGCUGCUCCUGGCCCAGUGCAACUGGAUGCCCACAGCACACUCCCGCAUGGUGAGCUGCUCCUCUUCGGAAGCUCCCUGUCCACACUUACACAUGCUCACAUGCGUGUGCUCAGACGUGCUCAGACCCACUCAGACCCAACAGAGCUUGGGGAGCCGAGGGGCUGAUUCCAACAUUCUUCUUCCCCUCCCCAGGAUUUUUGUCAAUUGCAGGUUGGUGCUGGGGAAGAUUCGCUGCUUUGGCUUUGACAUGGACUACACCCUGGCUGCCUACAAGUCCCCAGCCUAUGAGGCACUGGUCUUUGAGUUACUACUGGAGCGUCUGGUGUGCAUUGGGUAGCCGCGUGAUAUCCUGCGCUACACCUAUGACCCCGCCUUCCCCACUCGGGGGCUGGUGUUUGAUGUGCUCUAUGGGAACCUGCUGAAGGUGGACACCCAUGGGAACGUGCGGCUGGGCACCCAUGGCUUCACCUUCCUCUCGGAGGCAGAGAUCUGGAGCUUCUACCCCAGCAAGUUCGUUCAGAGGGACAACCUGCAGAGGUUCCACAUCCUCAACACGCUCUCCAACCUGCCUGAAAUCUACCCGUGUGCCUGCCUGGUGGACUUCUUCUCUGGCUGCUCCCGCUACACCAACUGUGACACCGGCUAUCAGCAUGGGAACCUCUUCAUGUCCUUCUGAAGCCUCUUCCAGGACGUGAGUGAUGCCAUGGAUAAUGUCCACCAGUCGGGCUGUCUGAAGGAGAAGACCCUGGAAGACUUGGACAAAUACGUGGAGAAGGAUGUGCGAAUCCCCAUCCUGCUGGGUAAGAUGAAGGAAGUUGGGAAAGUAUUUCUGGCUACAAACAUCAGCUACAACUACACGGAUGCCAUCAUGACCUACCUGUUUGGCAUUAGUGAGGCUGAAGGCUCAGCCAGGCCCUGGAGGUCCUACUUCGACCUGAUUGUGGUGGACACACAGAAGCCCUGCUUCUUUGCUGAGGGGAUGGUGCUGAGACAGGUCAACAGGGAUUCAGGCAAGCUCCACGUGGGCACCUACAUGGGGCCCCACCAGCACUGUGUAGUUUACUCUGGAGGCUCUUCGGACAUGGUGUGUGAGCUGCUCGGGGUACGGGGGAAGGAUAUCCUGUACAUUGGGGAUCACAUCUUUGGAGACAUCCUCAAGUCCAAGAAGUGGCAGGACUGGCGAACUUGCCUGGUGGUUCCUGAGCUGUUCCGGGAGCUUGGCAUCUGGAACCAAGAGAAGGAGUGGGGGGAGGAGCUGAAGAGGCUGAACGUGCACUUGGCAGACCUGUACCAGCACAUGGAUGGGAGCAGUUAUGGGCUGCAAGUUAUCAACUCCACGAAGAGGGAGAUUCAGAUGCCCCAUGAGUCUGCUGUGGAGCAGGAACGGUUAACCAGCAUCCCCUCUCCUGCCCUGUCUUCUACAGCCUGA